UUUGAAACAACUCCACCUUAAAUGCAUUUUGCGUCUGUGAGCCAGGCGCCAUCUUCAGUCCACCUUAAGCGCACAAUAUGUGGCUAACGAACGCAGGCGUACCAGUCGGGCUUCCGUCCUUAUUCUCCAGCCGGGGAUCGCACUUUUGGCUUCCACACGGCGUCACUAGUGGAACAAGAGGGGCAGAGAGAGACGCACUCGGGCCGAGCCCCGUCCGCACCCAGGGAAGAUGUCCGAGCCCAACAAGUACCGAGAGUGGAUCCUGGAAACUAUCGACUCCCUCCGCUCCAGAAAAGCCCGUCCGGAUCUUGAAAGGAUUUGUCGAAUGGUCCGGAGACGACACGGGUCAGACCCGGACCGAACCAGAACUGAACUGGAAAAACUCAUCCAAGAGCAGACUGUGCUCAAAGUUAGCUACAAGGGAUCCAUUUCGUACCGGAACGCGGCGAAGGUGCAGAGGAAAAGCAGAAAGAAGAGUCCGUUCACGGCCGCUGCAAGCAGCGGCGGCGGCGCGGAUGCGCCGAGGGAGCGGACCAGGCAUGAUCAUCUGAACAACAACGGCGACAGCGCGCACAGCUUCACCGACCAAGAGGAGGAGGAGGAGGACCCGGAGCCCAGCCCAGAUCUCCACACCAAGACAUCAGCCUGCAGCCCCAGGAAGAAGCUGAAGCCUGCCUCCAGCCCGGGUAGCGGAAACGGGUGCCUCCGUUGUGGCGCAACAACGAGCUGCGCUGUCGGGAGCGGCUGUGAAGAGGAGAAAGCAAGUGCGCCGAGAGACGAAGGAAUAGGACAGCAGGGAGCGGGGGGCAGCCCGUCUCGGUUCGGCUGCAGAACAGGCGAGGGCAGCGCAAUAACACCGAGCAACGCCGACGCAGCUGGGGGAGGAAAGAAGCCUGAUUUGUCCGGAUCUGAGAGCAAAACUUACUCUGGGAGCGCCGGCAGCCUCCCUCAGCAACCCAAGCAGCCUGUCUCCCUCAAGCCCAAACUUCGACUCGCAGGAGGAGACGCGAAGACGACGGAGAGGCACGCGAACUCCAAUGUGGUGUCCUCGGGUCGCAGCCUGUCCGACAGGAGCCUCACUGGGGGCUCCUCCGCCGCGACCAGAGGCCACAUGAUGAAGCCGCUGGGCUUGAAGGAGAUUCUGGGCUACCUGAGCAGCCAUGAGCGGCUCUCGGAGGAAAAGCUGACCCGAGGCAAAGUCAAGGUGGUGAUGGAAAGAGAGGUGGAGAGGGGCCGGCUGCGCAGGACGCGCUGCGGGAACAUCACUGUCCCUCUGAGGGGAAUGGUGCUUGAGGAGACCGUGUCGAAAAACGCGUCCAGCAGCAGACUUGCAAAAAGCGCACUGCAGGACACAGACGCUGAGAAAAAGCCGCCUUUGCUGCCUCUCCAGGACAGUGAGCCGAUGGAAACUGCCAGCGAAGAAGAAGAGGAACAGGGAGAGGAGAAGGAAGAGAAUGAUGAUGAUGAUGAUGAUGAUGAUCCCAGGUGCUCUGAUCAGGAAGGAGGAGUAUCCACUGUAGCCAUGACAACUGAACCGGGGCUCAUUGAGAAGACAAUAGAAGCUGCUGUGAUCCAGAAGAAGAGCCAGCAGCUGGAGGAUGAUGGAAAAGGUGGAUCAGUGGAUCUGUGUUCUGAUGAAAGAGCUGCUGACUCCUCAGAGAUGUCUGUACUGGGUUUUCUCUCAGAAUCAGAGCCUCUCCCUUUUGAGGAAGCUUCGUCACACUCUAACGGUGCCUUCUUAGGGAAAAGCGCUCAGUUAGAGGUUCAACAUGAUGAAUUAAACCACACCUCUUCCAGCUUUAACGGUCUGGAGUGUAAGACGGAGGUGGGUGCGUCAUCCUGCAUGCUCACGCCCACAGCUUCCCCGAGAGACUCCAGCCUGUCUGAGGAGAGAGGGAUUAGUGAUAGCAGCGGAGGACAUAUGAAGUUUGAAGGCCUCAGAGGGAGUCCAGUGGACUGGACCGUGUCUGAUGUGGUCACAUAUUUCACAGAUGCUGGUUUCCCUGAGCAGGCUGCAGCCUUCAGGACACAGGAAAUCGAUGGGAAGUCUCUCCUCCUCAUGCAGCGCAAUGAUGUGUUGACUGGGCUGUCAAUCAAACUGGGCCCCGCCCUCAAGAUCUAUGAGCGUCAUGUAAAGGUUCUGCAGAAAACACACUUUGAGGAUGAUGACUGCUGCUAACACAGAAACCACAUGCAGACUGUUAUUUAGAUCAGAUAAUAUGAUAAUGCUUGCAUGAUAUGUAACACACACACACACACACACACACACACACACACACACACACACAGAGUAGUUUAGAAUCCUCUAUAGUUGAAUGACGCAGAGAUGUGGCUGGAUUUUCUAGACAGCAAUGAUUUUUCUUCCACACGAAGCACAAAUGUCAGAUGAAAAAGUGUAAUCUCACACAAUAUUUUCACAUGCACAGAUUCAAAAUAGCAAUGCAGUUUGUUUUCUUUAUUAACAAUGCAGCACUUUUUAAUUGUCAUAGCUCUCAUGGUAGUGUCUGACCUCCACAGUUUUGCUGGGAUCAGCGUGGAUUCACAGUAAUUUUUGAGGUUUCUCAUGUUUGGGUGUGUGUUUACCUGUGUAGAGCUGAUUCCCAUCAAUCUAGACCACUUUGACACUUUUGUCAGAGGCUCCAGUAAAAUUUGCUCAGAUUAAGUGCAGCUUUUUCUAAUUUAGUGCAGCUUUUACAAGCUCCCUGCAAAAACUAUAACAGUUUGCAAUAAUUUAUGUUUUUCUUUAAGUAUACUAAAGUUUAUUGAACAUGAGAGCUUUAAAACUGUGCAUCAAUCAGCUGAAAAUCAUAAUGAUCAAUUAUCAAGUAAAUUAGCUUUAAAAAACUGUUUUUGGCCAGUUUACUAAAAAUACACUAAUAAUGACAUCGCUGCAGCACCAGGAGUUACAAUACCUUCGUAAAAGUGCCCCAAGAAGCACAAAACAACUCUAUUUUGGUUCUUUUUUUUUAUAUAGUUGAUGUUUAAUUUUCUAGUUUCCCACACAUUCUGCAAAGGAAGUCAACUUUAUUUAACUAAUUAAGUCUCAACCUGACAUGAGCAUGACAAUAAGGACACAAAGCUGGACUUUAUUCAUCCAGAUCAGAUGAUGUUCAGGUUAGACACCUGUUCAGGUUGGGGAAUAGAAAAAAGAUCACUUUUAAAUCUGUAAACCUUUUUCAUUUGUGCAUCUGAUCAAUUUAGAGCUCUUAAAAAUACCUAAUUGGUCAUCAGUGCUUGUUGGCAUGGUAACAAUCAAACGAUUUCUAAACUUUAGAAACAGGCUGCUACCUUUAUUCUCUUUUAUGAACUAUUAUUGACUUUUUCUUCGGCAUCGAUGGGCUGGAGCGGUCUGGAUUGGGAGGCAGAGUGAGCUGUGAUGCAUUUAGAAGCAUGCUGGAGAUUCAGAACUUCUAAUAAUCAGGUGUUGAUGGAUGAAAACGCUGUUUAACGAUAUAGCGGGUGAUAAAUGCACAGAUUCAUUACGAUGUUAAUAACCAUCUUCUUGGGCUGGAUGUGGGAAUUUAAGAGAGCCAGGGUCCAUCAGAUGUCAAAUAUGUAUCCUUUGCAUGCAGUUAGAGUCAGAGUUGUACUGCAAGCUUUUGCUAAAUCGUUAUUUCAAAUGUUGAAAUUGCAAUAUAAAUAACUUGUGCAGCCCUGGUGUACCUUAGUGUAGCAUCUCCAUAUAUCUCUGUAUGAAAAUCACCAGCUAACUGAACAGAAAUCAGCAGAACAAUCAACUUUUUGUCAUAAAAUAUGUAUUUAUACUGAAACGUUCUCAUUUAACAUGUAUAAAUUAUAAUCUCUAUCUUUAAAAAGAUUCUACAGGAUCAGAUGAAUCUCAUUGUUUUAUUGUUUUGUGUUGAUGGAAUGAGCAGAAAAUACUUUUAUUUUAUGCUUACAGCACAUUCCAAGCUUUGCACUUCAAAAAGUUUUUGAUUGGUUUAAUUAAAUUUCUAUGAACUGUUUAAAUUACAUAAUCUGUUUUUUUAACCUUCUCUACCUCCUCCUUUUAUUCUUUCACCCACAAACAAAAUGAACUUUAUUUUUUCACAUCUUAAUGUUUUUUUUAAAUGUUUUUGUCAUUUUAGCUUUUUGUUGUAAUUUGUUAAACCUGUUUGUUGGGAGCUGUUGUGUUUUUUUCUGGUUCUCCCUAGCGGGAAUGUGCAGAACUCCCCGUCUGCUCGUCGCCUGUUAUUUGUUUUAAAUGAAUUGGAUUUAGUAAUAAAAGCGAAAAUUAAAA
Messenger RNA from Nothobranchius furzeri (turquoise killifish), 4240 nucleotides. It is a transcript of the gene samd1b, whose product is annotated as sterile alpha motif domain containing 1b. Lineage: Eukaryota; Metazoa; Chordata; Actinopteri; Cyprinodontiformes; Nothobranchiidae. Gene Ontology annotation, molecular function: histone binding; chromatin binding; DNA binding. The record is from RefSeq and is a predicted model, not a curated record. Gene Ontology annotation, cellular component: nucleus. Gene Ontology annotation, biological process: negative regulation of DNA-templated transcription.